AUGCUUCAAAACACUUCUCAGUUCGCUAAAUUUGUGUGGUCCCUUCUUUUGUCCGAUAGCGGAGGAUGGAAAACGUACUCCGAAGAAGAAAUUGCUCAAAUGUUAGAAAAAGAUUGGGGUAAUGACUUCGUGGUUGCACACUUGAGACAAAUCGGAUGCAGCCUAUCAGAAAUACUCGGAAGCUCUUCAUACUUCAUGAAAGAUGCUGAUGGAUGGAGGGCUAUGGAUGGAGAUGGUCGCUCUUUAGAAGACGAUUAUCAAAAAAAUAUCAAUCGCGAUGGUGACAGAAGAUUCAACCAGUUGAGUCUGACUUCUAGUAGUCAACAAGGCCAUCGUGGGGAAGGCUACGUGUACUCUGAUAUUCAUCACAAUCAUCUUCAACAAAAUCAAGUCAGUCUGCCAGGCAUCGCUAUAACAAACUCAGGUCAAGAAAGUAUGAUGUUGAGCGAUACAGCGGUAAUGAGCAGAUCCAAUACUCAAAGUAGAACUUUGGCGCAACAGGACCAUCAUGGAGAAGGAUACGUGUACCCCAACGUACACCAGAAUCGUCUACAUCAGGAAAAAGUCAGAUCGCCAAACGUGUCCACCAACUCAGAAGCUAUGGUGUUGACCAGCAGAUACAAAAACGGAGGACACCAAGAAUCCAUUGCCUGGCCGUUUGUUCAACCUACAGAUGGUGGUAAUGUUAGAAGUGAGAAUCAUCAUGACCCGUUCCAAAGCCCUUACUUGGCUCAGGACCAAUUAGGAGCAGAAUUAUACUCCAAUUUCAAUAUUAAUCAGGAUAAUCAACAUCGAGUCCGGUCACUAAACGUGCAGUCUGAUAAAGGAAGAACACUGCCAGGUAGCAUCUACGACACCGGUUUGAAUGGAGGAGGAAAGAGUCACCAAGAAUUCAGCACCUGGCCUUUCAGAAAUGAGAACCAACAGAAUAUGUUCCAAAACAAUGGUUUGGUACAACAUGACUUCCAUCAGGGAGAAUACUUGCAUCCCAACUCCCAUCGCAAUCAAACUAAUCAACGUCAAGCCAGUCCAAUGUCAUCAACCAACUCAAAUGGAGGAGGAAUGAUGUUGAGCAGCAUCUACAGCAACGGCUUGAAUGCAUUAGGAACCGAUCGCCAAGAGUCCAGCAUUCGGCCAGUCUACAGCCACAAAAAUUUGUUUCCCUACAAUGUCACGGAAGGCCGACAAUUAGUGGCAGAGUUUUACUCUAAAUUGAAUCACAAUCUACAUAAUCAACAUCAAGCCAGCCCUCCAUAUAUGCAGUCGAGUAGAAGAGAUACUACCUACAACUCCGGUUUGAGCCGGGUGCCCAAUAAUUGGCCGUUCGGGCAAUCUUCAAAUGGUGAUAACAUUAGAAAUGAGAACCAACGAAAUCUGUACCAAGACUAUGCUUUUUCUCAGCAACAAGAUCACCGAAAUGACAGUAACCCCAACAUUCUCCUUAAUCAACAUAACCAAGUCAUUCCGCCAAUCAUGUCAUCGAAAAAUUUGAAUGGAGGAGGUAUGAUGUCGGGCAGCAGCUACAACAACGGUUUUACUGCCUUAGGAGGUGAUAUGUACCCCAACGAUCACUAUAGCCAUUCUCAUCAGGAACAAGUCAGUUCGCCAAACGUGUCAUCCACAAAUACAAACUCAGGAGGUAUGAUGUCAACUAGCAGAUGCAGCAACGGUGGACAACAUGAUCAACACGAAUCCAUUGCCUGGCCGUUCGUGCAUCCUACAGAUGAUGGUAGAACUAGAAAUGAGUAUCAUCAAGACGUGGUCCAAAACCAUGUCAUGGCUAUGCAGAACGACCAGCAAUUAAGAUCAGAAUUGUACUUCAACAAUCAACUUAAUCAACAUCAAGUCAGUCCGCCAAACAUGCACUCAAAUAGAGAAGGAACACAGGCAGGUAGCACCUACAACACCGGAGGAGGAGACAAUCAGCAUGAAUUCAACACCUGGCCUUUCGUUCAACCUUCAAAUAGUGAUCACAUCAGAAAUGAGAAUCAACAGAGUAUGCUCCAAAACAAUGCCUUGGUUCGGGGUCAACCAGCAGAAUUGUACUCUAACUUCAACCAGAAUCAACAUUACCAACAUCACGAUAGUCCGUCAAACAUGCCUACAGCACACUUAAAUGGAAGAGAAAUUAUGAUGAGCAACAGAUACUGCAAUCUUUUAAAUGGAGGCCAUGACCAUCAAGACUCCAGUACUAGGCAAUUCACACAAACUGAAAAUGGUGAUGAUACCGGAAGCUACAGCCAACAGAUAUUGUUUUCAAAUAAUGCUAAGGCUAAAGAAAACCAUCAAGCGGAUCUAGACUUGUACAACAAUAUAUUACGCAAUUUCCAACAACAAGGGAUUGAUCCGGUGGAUGGCUCUUACGAUAUCGGACAACUUUUGAAUAGAGGAUACGAAUGUCAUGUUGAAAGAACAAAUUCUCCAAGGAUUGAAAAUUUUUGCGCUUCCGGUGAACCUUCGCAGCAAUUUCCAAGACAAACCAAUGGCUCUCCAGUACUUCCCCACCAAACGGAACCAGAGAGACACCAAGAGUCCUGGACAGACCCUACCGACUUGAAUUAUUCAAACCACGCUGAAAAUCAUGAGAACAACUUAGACAAUGACUUUUUCGAAAAAUGGGAGGAAUCCAGCUUCAACGACAAUCUUGUUUCCUUUGAUUAUGAAUUGGAGCAGCAGAGUCCAACUCCUUCCUCAAUAUCCACUCUAACAAACCCAUCAACAUCACGACAGAGAGCCCAAGCUCGUGCUGCAUCCCUACCGUGCUCGACAGGCACUCUCGAAGAGUUGGCCGAUCGAUUUGGAGUCAAACUACCUGAGAACUCUCCAGAUAUUGUUAAGCCAUCUGUAGAAAUAGAAGAGAAUGUGAAAAACUUCAUGGCUAAGUUUGAAUCGAUGUCAAUCACUGAUCAACUUCACGCUCACGACGAGCUUCAAGAUCCAGACCCAGUGGUUGUCCACGCUCGAAAUGUUGUUAAUCAGGUCCCCAGAUCACAUGAUUUAGACAAGCCAUAA
Messenger RNA from Caenorhabditis remanei, 3012 nucleotides. RefSeq lists its product as uncharacterized. The record is from RefSeq and is a predicted model, not a curated record. The transcript is spliced from 3 exons. The coding region runs from base 1 to 3012 and encodes 1003 amino acids. NCBI's taxonomy places the organism in Eukaryota, Metazoa, Nematoda, Chromadorea, Rhabditida, Rhabditidae.